Molecule: messenger RNA, 1752 nt
Organism: Lampris incognitus (smalleye Pacific opah)
Lineage: Eukaryota; Metazoa; Chordata; Actinopteri; Lampriformes; Lampridae
Gene: klhl38a
Product: kelch-like family member 38a
Exons: 3
Coding region: 1-1752 (583 amino acids)
Molecular function (GO): protein binding
Source: RefSeq, a predicted model, not a curated record
AUGGCCGUUAGCUCCUGUGAAGUGUUUCUAUACAAAGACCAAGAGCUCCCCUCCCACCUCCUCACCCAGUUAAACAACCUCCAGCAGGAGCGUAUUCUAACAGACGUCCUGCUUUGCACCGAGCACCGGGAGAUCCCAUGCCACCGUAACAUUCUGGUCUCCAGUAGCCCGUACUUCCGAGCCAUGUUUUGCAACAACUUCCUGGAAAGCAGCCAGGCCCGCGUAGACCUGAAGGGAAUCUCACCGGAUGUCCUCAGUGGCAUUGUGGACUAUGUUUACACAGGCAUCAUCACCAUCUCCAUGGAAAUUGUGCUGCCACUCAUGCAGGCAGCAUCUAUGCUCCACUAUGGACGUCUCUUUGAGGCAUGCUCACUGUUUCUCCAAGAGCAGCUCAGUCCAGAGAACUGCCUGAGUAUGAUACGACUUUCAGAGAUACUCCAUUUUGAGAGCCUGAGGGAGAGGGCGAGGGAGAUGGCUGUCAGGUGUUUCUCCGACGUGGCCACGACAGAGGACUUCUCUGAGUUGUCUCUCCCUGAGCUCAUGUGUUACUUGGAGGAUGACCGACUCUGCGCAGAGGAAGAACAGGUAUUUGAAACCCUCCUGGCAUGGAUCCACCAUGACCCAUUCUCACGACGUGGUGCAAUCCACGAUCUCUUCAAGAGGGUUCGCCUUCGCUACAUUCACCCAACCUACCUGUUCCAGUUUAUUGCCAACGACCCAUUGGUGCAAUCAUCCACCCUUUGCACCGAGAUAAUCGAGUCAGUGCGCCGCCUUAUGCUCUCAGUCAGCACCAAGUGCAGCCAUGAACUCAAGCCACUUUGGACCACUCCAAGAUGCUACACCUGCCGGGAAACACUAGUGGUGGUCGGGGGGCGUAAAAACAAUAAGCAGACUUCCCGAGAAGCCCUGUUAUACGAUGAGAGGACCCAUCGGUGGCAAUGGUUGGCCAAGCUGCCUCUGCGCCUUUACAGAGCAGCCUAUGUGUGUGUUCAUAGCAUCCUCUAUGUGGUUGGUGGGCUAAGUCUCUGCAUGACAUCAGGCGACAGCUCAGUCAGCGCUACAGUUUAUACACUCUCCCUCAAGACCAACCAGUGGAGGACUGCUGAGCCCAUGUUGGAGCCCAGAUAUGCCCACCAAAGUGUUUCCUAUCUGCACUUUAUUUUUGUCCUGGGAGGCAUUGGUGUAGACAAACAAAUCUCCAACUCAGUGGAGAGGUAUAACAGUAUGUUUAAUCAAUGGGAGGCCAUGGCACCAAUGCCCACACCUGCACUGCAUCCAGCAGUGGCGGCAAGUGAUCAGAAAAUCUAUGUUUUCGGAGGGGAAGAUGCCAUGCAGAAUCCUGUCAGGCUUUUUCAGGUGUAUCACAUCUCUCGCAACUUGUGGUCCAGGCUGGAAACCAGGACAGUGAAAAAUGUUUGUGCACCUGCUGCCAUCAUCGAGGACAAGAUUUACAUAAUAGGAGGGUACACCAGAAGAAUGAUAGCCUAUAACACCAAAGCAAACAAAUUUGCCAAGUGUGAAAAUCUGAAGGAGCAAAGGAUGCAUCACAGUGCCACCGUAAUAAACAACAAGCUCUAUGUGACCGGUGGGCGCAUCCUCACUGGCCAUGAUGUCAUCGAAGACUCGGACUGCUUCGAGUGUUAUGACCCCAAGAUGGAUGUGUGGACCUCAAAGGGCUCUCUGCCAUACAAGUUAUUUGACCAUGGCUCACUUCCAUUAGUCUGCGUUUCCAACAGGCCCAACCCACCUUGA